AUGGUGCGCCUGAGCCCCUCCUGCUGGCUGAAGACCAGCGUCGAGUUCCACCCCGACCGCCCCAGCCAGCUGGGGGUGGUGGUGACCAACAGCGGCUGGAGCGACUGGUCAACAAUGGACUUCCCCCUGGGCGUGGACGAGGUUUCUUUGAGGGUGCGGCGGGAGGGCAGCGACUAUCUGGUUGAGGCCACGCUGCCGGCCUCUGCCGCCGCCGCGACCACGGGCGUCCAGGCGGGCGGCGCCGCUGACGGCGUCGACGGCUGGACGCAGCUGCGCAUGGCGCACCUGAUCGAGGACACCGCCCCGAGUGGGUUGGCGGCUGGGGGCGGCACGUGCGCGGUGGCGGCGGGGCUCUACUGCGCCAGCCCCUUGGGGCCCGGGUUCGAGGCGACAUUCCAUCACCUGACUGCGUUGCGCGGCAGGAUCGAGGGGCCGAGGGAGGACUAG
Messenger RNA from Monoraphidium neglectum, 447 nucleotides. RefSeq lists its product as hypothetical. Lineage: Eukaryota; Viridiplantae; Chlorophyta; Chlorophyceae; Sphaeropleales; Selenastraceae. The transcript is spliced from 4 exons. The coding region runs from base 1 to 447 and encodes 148 amino acids. The record is from RefSeq and is a predicted model, not a curated record.